GAAUCGUAAUAGAAAAAGAUAUAAACCAAGCUGGAGAAUAUUAUUAUAAAGCAGCAUAUUGGUAUGAGAAAGGAAGUGGAGUUACGGAGGACGAGCAAAAGGUCUUUAAACUUUACAGGAAAGCUGCAGAUAUGGACCAUGUUAAAGGAUCAUUGAAG
This is a messenger RNA of Racocetra persica, 158 nucleotides long. Lineage: Eukaryota; Fungi; Glomeromycota; Glomeromycetes; Diversisporales; Gigasporaceae. The record is from the annotation of a GenBank genome assembly.